Molecule: messenger RNA, 1113 nt
Organism: Aspergillus mulundensis
Lineage: Eukaryota; Fungi; Ascomycota; Eurotiomycetes; Eurotiales; Aspergillaceae
Product: glycoside hydrolase family 18 protein
Exons: 4
Coding region: 1-1113 (370 amino acids)
Biological process (GO): chitin catabolic process; carbohydrate metabolic process
Cellular component (GO): extracellular region
Molecular function (GO): chitin binding; chitinase activity
Source: RefSeq, a predicted model, not a curated record
AUGUUUUCCGGCUCGAUCUUUCCCCACUGGCGCCGCAAAGCCGCAGAGCGCUUCAGUGGCACCUCAUCAGAAAUCCCCUUCUACCUAAACGCAGCAUAUUAUCCGAACUGGCGCAUAUACCGGAAGCAGCCUCCCUCGGCGCUCAGAUUGGGAUUCGUGUCUCACAUCUUCUACGCGUUUGCCUGGGUCAAAGAGGACGGCACGGUUUAUGGUCGGAACCAGUUGAGUGAUGAGUGGGCAGACACGCAGAUGCCGGUUGACGGAACAACCGGUUGUCUUCGGGCAUUCGCACAGCUCAAACCGCAGUAUUCUAAGCUAAAGCUUGUCCUCUCGAUUGGAGGGGGCGGCAAAGGAAGCGAGAACUUUGCCGCAGUCGCUCGAAGCAAGUCCUGUACAGAAACGUUCGCACAGUCCGCAAGACGACUAGUAGACGAGUUCGGCCUUGAUGGAAUCGACGUGGACUGGGAGCACCCAGCGGACUCGCAGCAAGGACAGGACUACAUCCGUCUCCUCGCCAGGUUGCGGGACUAUUUCCCGCCGCCAUAUGUAUUGGCCACUUGUCUCCCCGCAGGCCAGUGGGCAUUGCAGCACAUUGACCUUCAAAAGGCGGCCAAGUAUGUCGACAUGAUCAACAUCAUGGGAUACGACUUUGCCGGGCCGUGGGGCGCCGAGAGCGGACACCACGCCCAGUUAUAUUGUCCUUCAUACGGCUCGGGGGUGUCAUGCCAGUCCGCCGUAGAGUACGUGCUCGGGCAGGGUGUCCAUCCGAAGAAACUCCUACUAGGUAUCCCAGCGUACGGCCGGUCAUUCCUCGGCAGCGAUAAUAUAGGACAACGGUAUGCAGGCUGCGGCGGCGAAGACGGGGUAUUUGAUUAUAGCGAGCUCCCGCGCCCGGGUGCAACAGAGUACCAUGACGAACAGGUCGCAGCAGCGUACUGCGUCGGCGGGGACGGCGGUUUCGUGACGUACGACACGCCGCAGACGGUGCAGCAAAAAGCGAAGUUUGUAACGCGAGAGCAAUUAGGAGGAUUGUUCUAUUGGCAUAUUGGAGGCGACGCUCGGGGUCCGCGAAGUCUCAUCGAGAUGGGUUAUAACACGCUGCACGAGAUGUAG